AUGGCUUUGGUGCGGCCUGGAAAAAUCUUUGUGACAGUUGAGAGUGAAUGCGGUAGCUCCAUCAAGAAACUGCAACGCGACAUAAAUAAUUGCAUCUCGUCGCUUCAGUGUCAUCAGAUUGAUGUUUCAAAUUGGGAUGCAAUAUUCACAUAUUUGUGUUCGACAAAACUGCCAGAAACGACACUGGCACUAUGGGAGCAAACCAUAGAAAAUAAAACUGAGAUUUCCAAAUGGGUAGAUAUGGAUAAAUUCCUAUCCAAUCGGUUUCAAACACUGGAAACCGUGACAGGUCUUAGGGGAGAUAUAGUUUCGAAACCUAAACCACCAAGCUCUCGGAAUUCUGCAGAGACGCCUGCAAAAAAGCUUGGCGCCUUUCAAGCCAGUGUAGCAAAGGCAACAUGUAAAAUGUGCAACAGCAAUGUACACAAGCUAUCAAAGUGCGACAGAUUUUUGCGUCUAAAGCCGACGGAGCGAGUAGAUUACGUGAAGAGCAUUCGCAGUUGCUUGAAUUGUUUAUCUGCUGGGCACACAGUCUCAAGAUGUACCAGCUCAUUUAACUGCAGCACUUGUCAUUCGAGACAUCACAAGUUGCUCCAUAUGCCAAUUCAGCCAAAAGCGACAACUGAUCCAUCGGGUAGCGUGGAAUCUACUCCAAACCAGGCUCAAUCAAGACGCGAAUCUGAAAAAGGAAACAUCAAAUCUGUUACAAAUAUAAAUUCUUGUUACGCAAAUACAAGUAAAGGAGUUUUGUUAGGAACAGCACGCGUAAACAUACACUAUAAUGGUAUACAUUUUGCGGCUAGAGCGCUUAUAGAUUCUGGUUCUGAGUGCUCGUUCAUUACUGAGAGACUCAAACGGAGAAUCAACCUGCCAUCAAAACGCUUGCAUGCCCAAGUUUCGGGCAUCAAUAACUCUGUAUCUGCGCAGGUAAAAGAAGCGUGUGCUAUUCAACUUCGGUCACCCACAGACCCGUUAAUUAAUAUAGAAGCAAUUGUGCUGGUUUUACCACAAUUAACCGGGGAUCUUCCGACUUGUCAGAUAAGCGCAAUGACGCAGCAAUCGUUCCCAGACUUGGUCUUGGCGGACAAAAGAUUCUUCGUCAAUGAGCCAGUUGACCUGGUCUUAGGAGGAGAUAUUUACCCGCAAAUAAUUUUAAGCGGAAUGAGGAAGAACGUAUUAAAUACGCUUCUCGCGCAAGAGACCGUGUUCGGUUGGAUACUGACUGGUCGCGCGGACUCAGUCAGUCCAACUAACAAUAUCGUAUCGUAUUUUAACGAAGUCACGUUGGACAAGCAGCUAGCUGCAUUUUGGGAGCUGGAGGAUGUCCCAAAGAAAAAAGGCAUCAACGAAGAUGAUAAAUACUGCGAAGAGCUCUUCAAAGCAACUACAACACGAAAUACCGAUGGAAAAUACAUUGUGUCUCUACCUUUUAAACGGGAUUUUCCGAAAAAUGUGUGCUUAGGACCUUCGCUGAAAAGUGCAUGCUCUCAGUUCUACCGGAACGAGACGCGACUAGCGAAAAAGCCUGUCCUUCAAACAGAGUACAACCGGGUUGUAUCUGAAUACGAGACACUAGCACAUAUGUCAAAAAUUAACAAAAACAUUUCACCAGAUUCAACGGACUGCUAUUUUUUACCGCACCACGCCGUUUUAAAGGAAGAAAGUACCACUACAAAGGUCAGGGUUGUAUUCAACGCAUCAUGCCCAACCGCUAAUGGCAUGAGUUUGAAUGAUGUCCUCCUUCCAGGUCCUGUACUUCAGGCCGAUUUAACGAUCCUCAUACUCCGUUGGAGACUGUUCCAAUACGUCUUCAACAGCGAUAUAGAGAAAAUGUAUCGGCAAAUAUUUGUAAAUGAGAAUCAAACGAAAUAUCAGCGCAUAGUUUUUCGCACCUGCCCAAGAGAACCAAUUAGCUUAUACGAAUUAAAAACGGUGACUUUUGGCAUCAACUGUGCUCCUUAUCUCGCGAUAAGGACAUUGCAUGAACUAGCUGAUGAGGUAGAGAGCUCGUUUCCAAUCGCAUCCGAAAUUUUGCGAAAGUGUAUGUACGUGGACGACGUACUUGCUGGAGGACACAGCAUCGGAGCAGCGAUUAAAGCUCGAGAAGAAAUACUACAGGUACUGGAUUCAGCAGGGUUCCCGUUAAGAAAGUGGACUUCGAACUCCAGUAAAAUACUUGAAGGUAUACCGAAAUCUCAUUUACUCACCGACGAUUUUCUAGAGUUUGAAGAGUCUAGUACGGUAAAAGCACUUGGCAUCAGAUGGAAUGCCAAAUCUGACUACUUCUACUUCACAGCAAAACCAAUAGAAAAUCGUGACGUCAUCACUAAAAGAGCGAUACUUUCAGCUAUCGCCAAACUGUUUGACCCGCUCGGUUGGCUCGCUCCAGUGGUAAUUGUCGCCAAGAUCAUUAUGCAAAAUAUUUGGUUGGAGGGAACUGGUUGGGACGAUACCGUGUCUCCGACCACAUUAGACCGUUGGCAGGCAUUUAUGCACGACUACAUGGACAUUAAUACCAUUCGCAUACCAAGAUGGGUUCACUUUACGCAAACAGAUGACGCCGAAAUACAUGGAUUCAGCGACGCUUCGGAGAAAGCAUACGCGGCGACUGUUUUCUUGAGAGUUAAGACUGCGGAAAAAGUUGUGGUCAGCCUUCUAAUGGCAAAAACAAAGGUAGCGCCCGUCAAAACAGUAUCGUUACCCCGUUUAGAACUUUGCGGCGCAGUUUUGCUUUCGGAAACCGUAGAAGCGGUCGUCGAAAAUCUGAGUCUUGGACAUUUGAAAAUAAAUCUCUGGACAGAUUCUACAAUAGUCCUCGCAUGGAUCCGGAAACCACCGUGUUCGUGGUCAACUUUCGUUGCUCACCGAAUAACAAAAAUUGUAGACAAGGUGGGAACCGAAAACUGGCGUCAUGUGGAUUCGGCAUCAAACCCAGCAGAUCUGGCGAGUAGAGGACUUUCGGCGAGUGAUCUAGUCAACAACUCCUUGUGGUGGCAGGGUCCUUCUUGGUUACAAGAAGACUAUUCGAGAUGGCCAGCACAAGAAUCGGACUUUGACACAACUAUUGAAGAAAAAAGGGUGCAUGUUCAUGCAACAACAAAAGUAAAAGACUUUCACGACAUUCUCGAUCGAUUUUCUGAUUUAUCACGGGCUUUGAGAGUUAUAUCGUAUAUUAUGAGAUUCUAUCAAAGAAUCAAUCCCAAAACGAAAUAUUCCUUUAAAGCGGAGUCUCGUUCAAUUUCGGCCAACGAAAUUAAAACAACGACCCAACACUUAAUAACGAUUUGUCAAAAACAAUAUUACAGCGAAGAAUAUACAAGGUUAAAAUCUGGAAAAUCCAUCGACGGAAAAAGUGAAAUCCUGCCUCUUAACCCGUUCAUCGACAAAGAUGAGAUUCUGAGGGCUGGUGGUCGUCUGAGCGCAUCUAGCGAUCUGUCCUACAAUGAACGUCAUCCUAUCAUUCUUCCGUAUGGUU
Messenger RNA from Rhagoletis pomonella (apple maggot), 3475 nucleotides. RefSeq lists its product as uncharacterized. Lineage: Eukaryota; Metazoa; Arthropoda; Insecta; Diptera; Tephritidae. The annotation marks the transcript as partial. The transcript is spliced from 2 exons. The record is from RefSeq and is a predicted model, not a curated record.